UGUACACUCCGCCAUCUCUCUCUCUCGUUGGAGCAGAUCUCUCUCGUGAAUAUCGACAAUGUCGACCACUUUCUGCUCUUCGGUCUCCAUGCAAGCCACUUCUCUGGCAGCAACAACGAGGAUUAGUUUCCAGAAGCCAGCUUUGGUUUCAAGGACUAAUCUCUCCUUCAAUCUAAGCCGUUCAAUCCCCACUCGCCUCUCAGUCUCCUGCGCUGCCAAACCAGAGACGGUAGAGAAAGUGUCUAAGAUAGUUAAGAAGCAACUCUCACUCAAAGACGAUCAAAAUGUCGUUGCGGAAACCAAAUUUGCCGAUCUUGGAGCAGAUUCUCUCGACACUGUUGAGAUAGUGAUGGGUUUAGAGGAAGAAUUUCAUAUCGAAAUGGCUGAAGAAAAAGCACAGAAGAUCACAACGGUGGAGGAAGCUGCUGAGCUCAUUGAUGAGCUCGUGCAAGCCAAGAAGUGACUUUUAGUAUUAAGAGAACCAAAGGCUAAUCUUUCUGUCAUUUUCUUUUAUUAUGAUGUCAAGUGAAGCGACUCUUUGCUAGUAUCUGUAUUGCCAUGGAUCUCUCUCU
Brassica oleracea var. oleracea is the source of this 572-nucleotide messenger RNA. RefSeq names its product acyl carrier protein, chloroplastic. The coding region runs from base 59 to 463 and encodes 134 amino acids. Lineage: Eukaryota; Viridiplantae; Streptophyta; Magnoliopsida; Brassicales; Brassicaceae. The record is from RefSeq and is a predicted model, not a curated record. Gene Ontology annotation, molecular function: acyl carrier activity; phosphopantetheine binding. The transcript has 4 exons. Gene Ontology annotation, biological process: fatty acid biosynthetic process.